Bombina bombina (fire-bellied toad) is the source of this 1310-nucleotide messenger RNA. RefSeq names its product pleckstrin (gene PLEK). Gene Ontology annotation, cellular component: plasma membrane. The transcript is spliced from 9 exons. Gene Ontology annotation, biological process: actin cytoskeleton organization; intracellular signal transduction. NCBI's taxonomy places the organism in Eukaryota, Metazoa, Chordata, Amphibia, Anura, Bombinatoridae. The record is from RefSeq and is a predicted model, not a curated record. The coding region runs from base 36 to 1094 and encodes 352 amino acids.
UAGCAGUCCUAACAUAAUCUCUUAAAGAGGGCAACAUGGAAAGAGAACCACAGAAGAUAAGAGAAGGCUAUCUUGUGAAAAAGGUCAUGUUUAAUAAAUGGAAACCUAUGUGGGUCACAUUGUUAGAAGAUGGAAUAGAAUUCUACAAGAAAAAAAGUGACAGCAGUCCAAAAGGAAUGAUUCCACUAAAGGGAAUGGUUAUCAGUAACCACUGCCAGGAAUUUGCUAAAAAAUCGUUUGUCUUUAAGCUCACCACAACCAAGCAACAAGAUCACUACUUUCAAGCUUCUCACCAAGAGGAACGAGACGCUUGGGUUAAAGAUCUAAAAAAGGCAUCACAGUGCAUUCUAGAUGGUCAGCGAUUUGCAAGGAAAUCUACAAGAAGGUCAAUAAGGUUGCCAGACACAAUUAACUUGAGUGAAUUAUUCAAUGCAAUGAAAGAUCCAGAUAAAGGAAUAAAAGAAUUAAAACUGGAGAAGGACAAAAAAGUUUUUAAUCACUGCUUUACAGGUACCUGUGUGAUUGAUUGGCUAGUAGAAAGCAAGUCUGUAAGAAAUCGCCAAGAAGGUCUGAUGCUGGCCUCUGCCUUAUUGAAUGAAGGUCACCUUCAACCUGCUGGAGAUAUUUCAAAACAAGCAGCUGAAGGACUAGCAGAAACAACCUUACUCGAUACAUCUGAAGCAUUAUAUUAUUUUACAGACAGUGGAUUCUUCUGUGAAGAAAAUUCCAGCGAUGAUGAUGCAAUUUUUAAAAAUGAGUUUCGAGGAGCAGUGGUUAAGCAAGGAUGUCUACUAAAACAGGGCCAUAGAAGGAAAAACUGGAAAGUGAGGAAAUUUGUUCUAAGAGAUGAUCCUGCAUACCUACACUACUAUGAUCCAGCCUCAUGGGAGGAUCCUUUAGGCGCAGUCCAUUUGCGAGGCUGCGUAGUGACAGCAGUGGAAGACGUAUUGGAGGCAAAGAAGCAUGAAAUUGAAGGGAAUCUGUUUGAAGUCAUUACAGCAUCUGAAGUGCACUACUACUUCCAAGCAGCUUCAUCAGCCGAGCGCACAGAGUGGAUAAAAGCUAUCCAAUCUGUAGCAAAAACAGGGAAAUAAUGAUAUUUUCUAAAAUAAAGUAUCUGAUUCAAACCGUUUUUAUUCUUUCUUUAUUGGUUAUUAAGAUUGCAAAUAUGAAAAGACAAUCAGACUAUUGUACUUCUAUCUUAAUGUUUAAAAUGCAAAAUGUAAUACAAUUUUUAACCAGGCGUCUCCAUGUGCAAGCGAUUUAUGUAGACCUGAAUACAAACAUAAAGUAUGUAAUUAAAAAACAAA